GAUAAUCCCUAGCAUAAAUCUCGAGCUUGGAUGUGUUUCUCCAGCUUCCUUGCACCCUGGCGCAAAGUCGAAGUCUCUCCAAUUCGAGAGCGUUUUCAACCGGGAGGAUUUUCAACAGUCCGAGUGGGGGCUCAUUUGAGUCCUCGAGCUAUGGCGCAAUUCCUCCUUCGCUCCCAGCCACAGCCCUUCCCGUCGGCCACGUAGGGCCGGGACAGAUGGUUAACCGGUUAAAACCUCGGUUAACCGUUAACCGAUAUGGCAAAAUGCCGGACCGGUUAACUUACCGGUUAACCGGUUAAUUGGACCGGUUAACCGGUCCGCACAUUUCCCGGACCGGUUAACCGUUAACCGGACCGUGGCCAAGCCUAGAAAAGGGAUGAAAUGGAUACCCUACCACUGCAAGAGGAUUGACGGUAGCAUGAGACUUGUAUCGACCUCCGGUAGCAGGUAACCCGUAGAUGUCGACGUUUGCUGAUAGGUCACUCCACUCCACAAGUUGCGACUGACACACGUUGCGUUCGAGAGUAACCAUUUUCCCAACGCUGGGUUAGAUCCAAUGUUCCUAGUAUGUAGGAGAACUUUGGGAACAAGAACUGCAGUCGUGAUAUAGAAGCAAGAUUUCUGUCUUUUACUUCCACGGGAUCCUUGUAUUAAGCAAGUAUUGUGUUUCUGCCGAGGAUGCUGCCUCGGUACAGGAACGAAUUGUUCUAAUUCCGAGGCCUAAGCUGCUUCUCGUCCCUGACGUGCAAAUGUGACAAUUCUGAAGGACUCUGUAAAUUGUGCGAGCGUGAUCUGGACUCUGUCUUGCACCCAUAGCCCUUCGAAGUCCACGUUGAACCACGUGCUCGGCUUGGUUGACAAUUGUCUAAUUGACGUCGUUGUAAUUUUCUGCUUCCGCUUCUGAAAGGUGGAUCCGAUGGAGUCUCUUCAGGGACUUCGGAUUUCGCUGCCUUUCUUUUCAUCUUCUGUGGAUUUUUUGGGGGUGUGGCGAGACCGAAAUUCGUUAGCUCUGUUUCAUUUGCGAGUCAUUUUAGUAGUUCUAGCUUCACUAAUUUUUUUAGUUCUUGGAUUCUGUUUAGUUUUACGGGAGAAAGUUUACUCGUUUGAGCAGUCGUUAUGAUUUGUGGUUUAUGCGAAUGUUAACUCGCUCCUGAUGGAUUUUUUGAGGGUUUAGGGAUUUCCUGACUGCUCGAGGUUUAUUUAUGUCCCGAAGAUUGUCAGGUCGUUGGCCUCACGUUGGAAUCAGAAGCUGCCCUUUGUUUCAUCGAAGGUUGGAAGCUUGGAAGUAGAGGAGGAGGGAAAUUUUGAACAUUCUGAGAAAUUUUAGAUUAGAAAGACACGGAAAGAUUGGAGUUGGCUUGACUAGUACUGUUGAGAACAUGGAAAUGCCCACUGCCCCCGCCUUGUCCGUUCGCAAGCGUUUUCAUUUUUCCUACGAAGAUGAUCCCGCAAAGGAUGAAGCUCCAAGGGCCAAGAAAGCCAGGUUUCCUAAAGGACGGAAAGGAGCUGCAGGUGAGGUUCCUGCAAGAACCUUGGGUGUAAUCGAUGGAGAAGAAGAUGAAGGUCCGAUAAUACUGUCCGCUGAUCCCCGUGUUGCCGCAAAGGAAAGGGCAUUGAAAAGGGAUCCUACGACAGAACAAAUUCGUGUGGAGGACACUGGCGUGCUUGCUGAUGUUACCGUAGCCGAGGAGAUUUAUGAGGAAGAGGAUGAAGAGAUCGUUGAAGAUGGUCAAAGAUUUGAACCUUUCAACUUGAAGCAAGAGAGGGAGGAAGGGUAUUUUGAUGGCCAAGGAAAUUAUGUGGAGUACCGCAAUGAGAACGAUGGCAAGGAUGCUUGGUUGGACAGCGUUGAGGUAGAUACACGUUUUGCAAACAAAGCUCUUGCCCAAACGGGGAAGGAUGCCGAAGUAGACGGAGAUAAUCUUGGCAAGGAUGAACUUUGGGCAAUAAAGCGGCGCAUAGCUGAUGCUCUUCAACCAGGAGAAACGGUUCUGAGAGCUUUGAGAAGGUUGAAAGGCACCCCAAAGGAUGGCAAUAAACGUGAGCGAAUGUCAGAAGCUAAUAAGGCUAUAUUUGACCAACUCACAGAGGAUGCUGUGAAAUUGUUGGAAGAUGGCGACUACAAUGUUUAUGAGGAGAAGAGAGAAACCUUCCAACGUGAAGCAGAAGGAUAUGCCGCUCUUGCCCGGUUGAGGGCUGGGAUCACGAGUGUUGAGAGUAGCCAAGCAGGAAGUGCAGGUGAUAUGUUUGGAGACGAUGAUGAAGUUCUGGAACAAGCAGGAGCUCCAAGCCAGAGCAAAGGAUUGCCAACAGCUGGAACAGUAGAGGUGAACGGGAAAGGGCACGAUAUGUUUGGAGAUGAUGAUGAAGAGGAAAGGAGUGAAAAUGGGAACGCUGCACAGCAAGGUGUAACACAUGGCAGUGAAGGGUCAGCACCAGUGGAUGGCUCUGGUUACGUGUAUGAUGAAGCAUCAGGCUACUACUACAACAGCGAUGUGGGUUACUAUUAUGAUGCAAACUCUGGAUUAUACUGUAGCGCAUCUACAGGAUUAUGGUACAGAUUCGACGAAGAGACGAACUCAUACGUGGAAGUUGCACAAUAAUGAAGACAUUCGUGAUGUGUCUUGCAGUUUAGAGAGGGAUUGCCAACAGGUUCAGGAGUCCUUGUACACUAAGUGAUCCUGUCUGAUCAUGUCUUUUAGAUGAUGAUCGAAAUGAUGGAUUCCUUGGAACAUGUUACUUUAGUUAAACAAUCUCUCUCUAUUUUGCAAUAAUCGUGAAUGCUUUUCAUAUGGAAACCAGCCAACUAUAUGUGAACGAAACUUUCUACAGAAGCCACAUGUCCAAAGCAGUUGUGU
Molecule: messenger RNA, 2858 nt
Organism: Marchantia polymorpha subsp. ruderalis
Lineage: Eukaryota; Viridiplantae; Streptophyta; Marchantiopsida; Marchantiales; Marchantiaceae
Source: the annotation of a GenBank genome assembly